AUGUAUGAACAACAACAUUUGUAUCUUUUAGGUGACUUGAAGAGUGUUAAUUGGCAUGUAUUCCCUUCGAAUCGUGUGAUUAACCUGCUAGAUUCGAAUGCUCCUUCCAACUAUGACUCGGAUGCAGAGACGUUUCACAAAAUUACUGGUGAUUCCGCCUAUCAAAUCAAAAUACCACUUCCACUCGGUAUUACCAUUAGAAAAGUCAUCUCAGGUCGACAUCACACUCAUAUCAUUACUGAAGAAGGAAGAGUUUUAAGCUUUGGAAGUAAUGCACAUGGUGAGCUCUGCAUUGGUAAAAUAGGACCCCUGAGUAUUGGUCACGACUCUUGUGUGAAAGGUCUUGUUCAAGCAAGAGGUAAAAUCAAUCAAUUCCGAGUGGUGGAUGGUGCAGGUGGAGGAUAUCAUAGCAUCUUUCUCACGUCAGAUCAUCGAGUUUUUGCAGUGGGACUCAACUCUUCUCAUCAAUGUGGAUUGAAUCCAAGUGCUGCCAAGACGAUGACUCAUCGUUCAUCAGAGGAUCACAAUGAUGAUACCACUUCUAGUACAACCAUGGAUGAAUUGUUUGGCGAAGAAGAAGAAGAAGCAAGAAACACUUGUAUUACAACACCUCGUGAGAUACCUCCAGAACAUUUCGAUCAUCAUCAAGUGGUGCGAGUAGGGGCCAGUAAUUCUCAUAGUGUAUUUCUGACCAAAUCACAUUUGGUUUAUGUUGCUGGAUCCAACAGUAAUGGAAGUUGUGGUGGAGUGGUUACAACCGAUCGACCUCUCUUAUUGAAAUUUCCAUUUGGAUUUGAUCCUAUUGAGGUAUCAUGUGGUUACGAUGAUACGACCAUUCUAAGUGCACAGGGAAGAGCUUUUGGAUGUGGAUGUAGUAGUUUGGGAUCUGUUUAUUGUGAUACCGUUCAUGGAGCAUAUACAUUAAAAUCACUCUAUGGAGGGAAGAAUAAUGUAGCUCGGAUUAGCAGUGGAUACUUUUGUGAGGCCUAUCUGACCUCGGAUGGAGCAUUAAGGAAUGCAAGUGGUAGUAUUGAGAUUCAUGUUUCAAAAAAGAAUCAUGCACCAACUAUGGCUGACUCUUCUUUACAAACAUUCAUUGCAGGAGAUUACGCUCUUUACAUUACUAAUGAAUAUAAUGAAAAGAGAAAAACAUUUGGAAAGAUUUGUAAAUUGUCAGACUCUACAGACAUAACUGGAAUUUUUAGUAUUGAAGAUUUGAGUUUGAGUGUUGGAGCUGCAAGUCAACGUAAUUGUUUUAUCAUUUAUCAAUAUCGAGAUGAAGAUUCUUUUUGGAAUGUUUCGAAACAUUUCAUAUUCUUGAACAAGCUGUUGGCUCAUGAGAGAAAACCUUUGAGUGAUAUUGAGAUUUUUGUUGAGGACAUUGUGUACUAA
This is a messenger RNA of Naegleria lovaniensis, 1392 nucleotides long. RefSeq lists its product as uncharacterized. NCBI's taxonomy places the organism in Eukaryota, Heterolobosea, Eutetramitea, Acrasida, Naegleriidae. Bases 1 to 1392 code for a protein of 463 amino acids. The transcript has 5 exons. The record is from RefSeq and is a predicted model, not a curated record.